GAGACUAGACUCAGUCACACAGUCACAGUCUAAAGUUAGCUGUCUGUUUCUGUUUGUCUUUCCGUAGAUAUUUAGUUUCAUACAUUUGCUGUUCAUAUUCGCUUUUUGUGUGUGAAGUGAACAACCAAGUAGUAGCACUACAGGGCUUCGCGGGAAGGAAUGCACCUAAACAACAACACCUGCGUCGAUAAACGGAAGAGAAAGACUUCACCGUCGCGUCAGCAUGGACGGCAUAAGUGUUGCCCGACUUUCGACAAACCGCAGGCCGUCUGUUGGGGCUGUUUUGCCGGCUGAAAAUACUCCUGCAGGGAAAGUUUCCACCCAGGUCCAAGUGAAAAAGCAAGCCGUGAAGAGACACCACCACAAACACAACCUGAAGCACAGGUACGAGUUCCUGGAGACCCUGGGGAAAGGAACCUAUGGCAAGGUGAAGAAAGCGAAGGAAAGGUCCGGCAGGCUGGUGGCCAUCAAGUCGAUCAGAAAGGAGAAAAUCAAGGACGAGCAAGACCUGGUUCACAUCCGCAGAGAAAUUGAGAUAAUGUCCACUCUCUGCCACCCGCACAUCAUCACCAUAUAUGAAGUAUUUGAAAACAAGGACAAAAUAGUUAUUGUGAUGGAGUACGCCAGCCGAGGGGAUCUGUACGACUACAUCUGUGACAAGAGGAGCAUCUCUGAACGGGAGGCCAGGCACUUCUUCAGACAGAUUGUAUCAGCUGUGCAUUAUUGUCAUCAGAAUGGAAUAGUGCAUCGUGACCUGAAACUGGAGAAUAUUUUACUAGAUGGCAACGGCAAUGUGAAGAUUGCAGACUUUGGCCUGUCGAACCUUUACCGCGGCGACGAGUACCUCCAAACGUUUUGCGGCAGCCCUCUGUAUGCUUCCCCAGAGAUUGUCAAUGGACGUCCUUACCGUGGGCCAGAGGUGGACACUUGGUCUCUUGGUGUGCUGUUAUACACUAUGGUUCAUGGCACAAUGCCGUUUGAUGGACACAACCACAAGGCUUUGGUCCAACAGAUCAGCACCGGCAACUACCGCAAACCCAACAACCCAUCUGAUGCAUGUGGGCUCAUUCGUUGGAUGUUGAUGGUAAAUCCUGAGCGCAGGGCCACAAUAGAGGAGAUUGCAGGACACUGGUGGCUCAACUGGGGCUACCAGCAGCCGUUACUGUCCGAGACAAAGAGCAGUCCAGUGGAGCAGGCCCCUUCACCAGCCUCUCCAUCACCAUCACACCCUGCUGGGCUGGCUAGUGUUGCUAGCUGGCUGCGCCGUACAUCCAGGCCUUUACUGGACAACGGCUCAAAGAUGCGUUGUCUGCUCCGCUCACAGGGUGGGGGAGGGGAUGUGGUGCGGCAGCGCUCUCUACGAAGGUCACGUAAAGAAAACAAUGUCUCCCAGACUGUUUAUGAGUCAAGCAACGAUAGUCGUCCCUCUAAGGGUAUUUUAAAGAGACGCAACAGUGUAAAGCAGAAGGCAGUGAGUGAAAGCCCUGCUGUGGAGCCGCAAAACAUCCUGGGUUUGUCUGCACCAGCCAACGCUCCAUCAGCUGCACUGCAGCCCCGAAAAGGUAUCCUGAAGAAGUCCACGGAACAAGAGUCAGGGUACUACUCAUCAUCUCCUGAGAACAGUGACUCUGGCUGGGCACCUCGACCUAAAGAGUGCCCUUCAGCCCCGCCCUACAGGAAAGGCAUCUUAAAGCGGAAUGGAAAGUUCUCCUCAGGUUGCCUGCAGGAGUUUGGCUCUCUGGACCAGCUGGCACUGUCUUUACCACAUGGAGGAACCAGGUCUAGGCCGAGCGGGGCAGUCAGCGAGGACAGCAUUCUGUCUUCUGAGUCUUUUGAUCAGCUUGAUCUUCCUGAUCGUGUCGAACCUCCGACUCAAAUGGAUGAACCGGUCAAGACUAACAUGAGAGGAUGCGUGUCUGCUGACAAUCUGCUGGACAUCUGUGAAGAUGGGAUUCUUCGGGAGGGGUUGCUGAGAACCUGGAAGUGUUAUGAGUCUGGAGUGGCUGACAGCACCUUCUCCAUCACAGACUGUGAUAAUGUCACUGAGGCCUACAAACAGGCCAUGGUCAUACGAGGCUCUGCAGCAAGUUGAAGAUCUGCCAGAAGUCAUGCUCUCUGAUUAAAGACUGAUUUUUUCAUUCUGAUUCAAAUGCAUAUGAACUACUAAUGAAGUGGUAGCCAAAGUGCAUUAUGUGAAAUUACCAGCAGACUGUUGCUUGAAUUAUCUUGUAAUUAUACUUCUAGGAAAACAGGCUUAAGUAACCAGAAUGCACAUUUUGUUUUAUGAAAAUGAUGACUGAUAGUUCAUUUCAAAGAUUCUCAGAAGAGAGCUGCUUUUUGUGAACUAGGAGCCUUUUCUCAACGCUCAGUUUCAAAAGUGUAGCAAAUGCAAAAAGUGAUCCUGAAACCAAAAAUAUAAACUAAGGAGGUUAUUCAACACUCACAGUCUGACGUUUUUUCAGGUGUUGCAUAUGCAACAAAGUCAGGGUUUUUCAAUGUCAAUAAGACAGUUUGAGGAAGUGUUUAUGACUUAAGAGCUAUAGGAACCUUGCUUUGUUAUGUUCGUUCAUUUGUCAGUCUUAUAUUUGUCUCGGGUUACAGCAAUAACGCACUAAGCACAGAUUAAAUGUUGAGAUGUGUUCAAACUUCUAAUAAGGAUUUGGAAAUAUGACAUUUCAUGGAUACCAAAGAGCAAAUGUGCUUAUGUUAGACUUGGUUUUUUUUUUAUUAAUAGCUAACAAAAGUGCUGAUAUGAAUGUUGUUUAAACUGGGACUUAAGCUCUCAACAAGUUUGUUUAUAUAAUUGUUGUGUUUCUUUUUUCUUGAGAUGACUUGUGCCAAUUUUUGAUAAUGACUUGAAUAAUAAUCCUGGCACACAUGACUCACAUCCAGCGAAACCAGUAGAGCCUGCUUUUGUUUUUGAGCAAACACUGAUACAGGUGGCCAUUCUCGCUCUGUAUGCAGGAGGCAGUUUCACUGAAAAGGUGGAGCUUGUUAUCAUAACCGCUGUUAGAAAGUCAAAAGUGGACUUUUGAAAACGGAAACAUGUGUUUUGAAAGGAAACCAUGAUACAAAGUGAAACAAGUAUAAUAGCUGCACACAAACGCUUAAUGUGCAUUUCAUUCAAAACUAUUCAAACACUCGGGGCAGAACAGUAUUUCACAAAGAUGGAUGAGAAGUUUUAGGAUCUAACUGGUAAAAGUGUUGCAUGCUUGGGACUUAAAUGGUAAACUAAACUUGUACCCAUAUGUUUAAAAUUAAACAUGCUGAUGAUAAUCUUAGAAAUUACAAAUUACAUUUGAAAAGAAUAUAUUCACCAUUUGUUAUACUUAUGGGGUCAACUGCUUACCCCUGAUUUAUGAAGUAUGUAUGUCUGGUCCGAGAACAGAACAUCUGUAUUGAUAUUUCAUGCUGCACAAUGGAGUUACUUAAUUGGAUUGGCAUGUUUGACAUUGAGGUAACAAGAUGAAGCCAGUGCCUUGAAUAACACAUUAUUGAAACCUGAUACCUAGAACCUUUAAUUAGCACUGAGUUUUGUCACGAGAUUCACCUGAGAAGAAACUGCCUAAUCGUGCUGUUGGUCAUAACUGGAAGGGUUUUUUGUCACACUUUGAAACUAUUCAUGUAUUUAAGGCCUGCAUGAGUAUACAGAGAACUGGCUUUUCCUGAUUUGAACUGGAAAUUUGUGUUAUAGUGUUAUCUGUCAUGUACCAUAAAUCAUUUUGUGUCAGAGGAAAAAUGUGGUUAGCCUUUGGAUAGACUGGUCAACAUUAUAUUGGUUUCAUAUUUUUAGUAAAAUAUAAUGUGCUUUUUGGCAUUUCAUCAACGUUUUCCCUCUCUCUUAUCCUGUAAGUUUCAGGUGUUCAGGCUCUAUUAAGCUUUUUUUUUCUCUGACAGUAACUAAAACCAUGGUUGCCAAAGUUAGUGGCUUAUCAUUUGUAUGACUGUGGGAUUUGACAUGCUGUUGUGUGACUUGAAGUAAAUCAAUAUUAAGAAUGAAUGCUGUCUGAUUCUG
Messenger RNA from Labrus mixtus (cuckoo wrasse), 4015 nucleotides. It is a transcript of the gene nuak2, whose product is annotated as NUAK family, SNF1-like kinase, 2. Gene Ontology annotation, biological process: microtubule cytoskeleton organization; intracellular signal transduction; protein phosphorylation. Lineage: Eukaryota; Metazoa; Chordata; Actinopteri; Labriformes; Labridae. Gene Ontology annotation, molecular function: ATP binding; protein serine/threonine kinase activity; tau-protein kinase activity. The coding region runs from base 224 to 2092 and encodes 622 amino acids. The record is from RefSeq and is a predicted model, not a curated record. Gene Ontology annotation, cellular component: cytoplasm. The transcript is spliced from 6 exons.